Messenger RNA from Octopus bimaculoides (California two-spot octopus), 1314 nucleotides. RefSeq names its product dynein light chain Tctex-type protein 2B. Gene Ontology annotation, cellular component: cytoplasmic dynein complex; cytoplasm. Gene Ontology annotation, molecular function: dynein intermediate chain binding. NCBI's taxonomy places the organism in Eukaryota, Metazoa, Mollusca, Cephalopoda, Octopoda, Octopodidae. Gene Ontology annotation, biological process: microtubule-based movement. The record is from RefSeq and is a predicted model, not a curated record.
AGAAAAUAUUGGCUUCAAAAGAUAGAAAAAGAAAAGAAAUAAUAACAUAAUUACGACAAUUGUAAAAGAAAUUUCUAACGUAAUUCUUGAUUGAGGAGGAAAACAACAAGCAAAAUAUGGAACUUGGACCUCCAAAUCUGUCACUUGCCGGUUGUAUAAUACAGUGUAAUCAUAUAUAAUUGGUAGCACAGUGAUUGCAUAUAAUAAUAGUAAUAUUAGUAAUAAUAUUAUAAAUAUUAACUAUAAAAUUAACGACAUUAUAUAAACUAUAUUGGUGGGUUUUUUUUAUAUAAUUAUCAUUUCAACGUAAAUUCGAAACUGCUGAAAAGAAAAAAGUCUUAGCUUCGUGUUGUUCCUGUUGGUUUCUAUAAACAAACGCCUCAUCAUGUCUUCUUCAGUUCAUAUGAUCCGGCCUUUAUAUCGAAACAAAUUCCAACCUCUCAUAGUGAAAGAAUGCAUUCGCACAGUUUUGACGGAGAAUCUCGCUCAUAAGGAAUACAGUCCAGAGACAAUGGCUGAAGACACAAGAGUUUUGGUGGAAUUGAUUCGAAACAAAAUUAAAGAUUUAGCCUAUGAUCGAUACAAAAUCAUUGUACAAGUUUAUAUUGGAGAAUACAGAGGUCAGGGUAUCAAGAUAGCAAGCCGGAAGUUCUGGGAUGCUGACACAGACAACUUUGCUGUGGAUGUUUAUACAAAUAAUUCCCUGUUCUGUGUAGCAAUGGCUUGUGGUGUUUAUUACUACUGAUGGCACAACAACACUUCUUGUCAUACACAUUGGGAUGGAAUAUCUUCCUUUCUCAAGCCUCGUUCUAACGAGACUUUCUUUGACACCACUCCCCUUUCCUUCUCCAUCCCACCAGUGCCUUACCAAAAUUGUUCACGAUGACGACCAGGACGACAUCAAAGGAUCAGACUGCACCAAGUCGGUCGGUCAACUUGGGAAACACAAACGUCUCUGGAGUUCCUUAAGAUGAGAAGCCAUCCUAAUGACCGAAGUAACACCACCACCACCAACUACUGCUAUCACUGCCACCACCACCAUCACUACUUCCUCCUUGUGUCAUCUGGAUCUUAAAGCAUUGUGUUGCUCUUAAUCCCCCGUCACCACCACCCUUUCAUGGUGCUCCCUCCCACUACACCUCUUCUGGUGAAUCGUCAUGUUUACUGCUGUUCAAUCAUUUCCACCUCCUCCUCCUCCCCUUCUCCCUCCCUUCAGCCUGCAUCCACCUCCACCACCACCAUUGCUAUCACCCUCAUCUGUUAUUGACUUCCUUCAAGGAAAUGAAAUAAUAAAAUGUAAAUAAUAAAAAGAAA